Messenger RNA from Exophiala bonariae, 1437 nucleotides. RefSeq lists its product as uncharacterized. The record is from RefSeq and is a predicted model, not a curated record. The transcript has 2 exons. Bases 1 to 1437 code for a protein of 478 amino acids. Lineage: Eukaryota; Fungi; Ascomycota; Eurotiomycetes; Chaetothyriales; Herpotrichiellaceae.
AUGCCUAUCCCUCCAGGACACGUGGGAAAUCUAUCGCCGGAACAAGAAGCCAAGUUGCGCGAAUUUUGGAAUGCCGUGCUGAAGGUCUUUGGCGUGGAAAAUCCCUACCAUGUUAGCGGAACAGACACCCCUCUGACUGAAGAUGCGAGUUCCGAAGUUGAGACCAAAGACAAGAAGAAGCCCAAAAAGCGGUUAGGUCUGUUCAGAAAACAUGAAGAUAAAGAUUCUAGCAACGGCGCAGUCACUCCCAACAAGGACCCAAGCGCACAUGCAGAUGCCGACGAUAAAUACGGCCAAGUCAAGGAAUAUCAAGAAAUCUUGGCCACUCAAAGCCCCGAAUCGUUACGCGCUGCGUUCUGGGGCAUGGUCAAGGCUGAUCACCCCGAUGGCCUGUUGUUGAGGUUUCUCCGGGCGCGGAAAUGGGACGUUGACAAGGCCUUGGUCAUGCUGGUUUCCACCAUGAGAUGGAGAAGUCAAGAACAGCACGUAGACGAUGAUGUAGUUUUGAAAGGUGAGGGAGGCGCUCUGGAAGAUUCCAAAUCGAGCGAUCCGGCUGUCAAAAAAGAGGGUGAGGACUUUCUAACCCAGUUGAGGCUGGGCAAGAGUUUUCUGCACGGGACCGACAAGGAAGGCCGUCCAUUGUGCUUCGUUCGAUGUCGGUUGCACAGAGGUGGAGAACAGUCCGAGCGAAGUUUGGAACGUUAUACGGUCUAUGUCAUUGAAACGGCCAGAUUGGCACUGAGGCCUCCGGUUGAGACUGCUUGCAUAGUAUUCGACAUGACUCACUUCACAAUGGCAAACAUGGAUUACACCCCGGUCAAGUUUAUGAUCAAGAUUUUCGAAGCCAACUACCCCGAGUCCUUGGGCGCAGUGCUGGUACACAAGGCGCCAUGGCUCUUUCAAGGCAUAUGGAAGAUAAUUCGAGGUUGGCUCGACCCAGUUGUGGCCGCCAAGGUACAUUUUACCUCAAGUGUGGAAGAUUUGGAGGCAUUUAUUCCCAAAUCCCAAAUCAUAAAAGAAUUAGGAGGCGUUGAAGACUGGGAGUAUCACUACGCAGAGCCCGUUCCUGGUGAAAACGACGCAAUGAAAGAAGAAGCUCCACGCAAAGCCCUCGAACAAGAACGAAAUAUUGAGGUACAGAAUUACCAGAAAAAGACGUACGAAUGGACUGCCAAAGGCACUGGUCCCGAAGCGGACAAACUUAAAGAAGAGCGGAACUCAAUCGCCAGGGCGUUAAACGAGAACUAUUGGAAACUCGACAAGCAUAUCCGAGCGAGGACCUACUAUGACCGUACGAACAUGAUCUCGCCAGAUGGGAAAAUCAAUUUCUACCCUCCGCCACCUGGAGAGGGAAUUAAUGAGAAGGUACAGCCAGCUACGACAGCAUUGCCGCCAGUGGCUGCGACAACCACGACAAGUGCCGACGAUGUAGAUUAA